Molecule: messenger RNA, 625 nt
Organism: Meriones unguiculatus (Mongolian gerbil)
Lineage: Eukaryota; Metazoa; Chordata; Mammalia; Rodentia; Muridae
Gene: Dph3
Product: diphthamide biosynthesis 3
Exons: 3
Coding region: 29-277 (82 amino acids)
Biological process (GO): protein histidyl modification to diphthamide
Molecular function (GO): metal ion binding
Source: RefSeq, a predicted model, not a curated record
AAGCUGAUGCGGUGCCGAUCGGGUGGUCAUGGCUGUAUUUCACGACGAGGUGGAGAUCGAGGACUUUCAAUACGACGAGGACUCGGAGACAUAUUUCUACCCCUGCCCCUGUGGGGAUAACUUCGCCAUCACCAAGGAAGAUCUGGAGAAUGGAGAAGAUGUGGCAACGUGUCCUAGCUGCUCUCUCAUUAUAAAAGUGAUUUAUGACAAAGAUCAGUUUAUGUGCGGAGAAACAGUCCCAGCACCUUCAACCAACAAAGAGCUAGUUAAAUGUUGAAGAAGCCCUCAGGGACCCAAAUCCUGAAGAGCCCAGGUGGAUGGAUGAGUGCAGUGACCUACCUCUUCCAUGGCUUGCUCUUCUAUGGGUAUGGAUAUUCACCAGCCACUGAAUUCACCUGGAAAAAGUGAGCCUGUGACAUACCAGGCCUGGAUUUCAUGCUUGCAUGGCAUUGGAAGGAUUCCUAAUUGUCAUCUGAAUUUAAGGAAGAGCUUUAUAAACUGGUGCCUUUUCUUUUCCUUGGUUGCAUCAUUUGAAUAUCUUAAAACUAACUCAUUUUUUGAAAACAACAUCAUCCACCUCAAUCCUGAGGGUCCUUAUUUUGUUUUAAAGAUUUAUUAUUUCUAA